UUGCUAGAGCCACAGAGAAGGAGAGUCGGGAGCUGAGGAGAGUGCUGGCGGAUUAUCAAAAAGAGUCCGGCCAACUGGUCAGUCUGGAAAAGUCGGAGGUGACAUUCGGUGCGAAUGUGAAAACACAUCAGCGUCUAGUGGUGAGCUCUUUAUUGGGGAUGAAGGUGGUGGAAAAGCAUGAUAAGUAUCUAGGUCUUGUGACUGAAGUUGGCCGAUCUAAAAAGGCUCUUUCCUCUAUCUGAAAGACCGGGUCCGGAAGAAGUUGGCAGGAUGGAAAGAGCGAUCGAUGUCUGCUGCUGCAAGAGAAGUUUUAAUAAAAUCAGUUGCUCAAGCCCAACUGACAUAUACUAUGUCGGUUUUUAAGGUCCCCGAUGGUAUUCUUGAUGAGAUACAGUUUAAUUACCCGUUUCUGGUGGGGGCAGAGAGGUGAAGAGAGAAAGACUCCGUGGGUAGCAAGGGAAUCGCUGAUAUGUACGAAGGAACAGGGUGGGAUGGGCUUCAGAGAUUUGAAGGGUUUCAACAUAGCUCUACUAGCACGGCAACUAUGGCACCUCCACCAACGCCCCGAGUCCCUAGUUUCCCGUAUCAUGAAAGCGAAGUAUCAUAAGAAUGUUAAUAUUUUGGAGGCACGCAUUGGCUAUCGGCCCAGUUAUGUGUGGAGAAGUCUGAUGGGCGUUCAGGAGUUCUUAGUGGAUGGUCUUAGAUGGAAAAUUGGGCACGGAUCAGCUGUCCGAAUUUGGGGGGAUCGGUGGCUGCCCUCGACUCCGAACAAUAUAGUUUAUUCUCCACCGAUGGGUCUCCCAGUUGACUCGGUUGUCCGGGAGCUGAUUGACGAGGAGGAGGAAAAAUGGGAUGAGACGAUCCUGGAAAGUUGCUUCCCAAGUGAUAUGGUGGAUGCGAUUAAACAAAUCCUCCUUCGCAACUCAACUGAACAAGACAGGCUGAUAUGGAUGGACAAUGAUGAUGGGAAUUAUACGGCUAAGAGUGGAUAUCAAGUAUGGUUGAGAAGGUUCCAGGAGCAGCAUGACCCUCGUAGUGUGGGAGAUCCGGCUCUUUGGAAAUUGCUAUGGUCGCUGAACCUGCCACCGAAAAUCAAAGUGUUUAUGUGGAGGUUUACGAGGGAGGCACUAGCAUCGGGGGAGAGGGUAAAUAAAAGGAAUCCGGAGCGGAGUGGUGCUUGCCCCUUUUGCGAUCAACACGAAACGCAGAGCCAUGCAUUUUUUGAAUGCUCCUGGGCGAGCAGGAUUUGGCGGUCGACGGGGGUGGCUCGCUGUUUUGAACUGCGAGGUGAUAGCAAUUGCAUGGAUUGGGUCAGAAAUGUAGUCAAGACAGUCCCGGUGAGUGAACUUGAAGAGUGGAUUGUUCUGUUAUGGGCACUAUGGAGAGAGCGCAACGCACACCUCUUUAAUGGGAAGAAGAUGGAGGAGUGCGACAUAGGCCCCCGAGCGCAGCUAUACCUGGAGGAAUAUCGCUACCAGCAGGAGGAGAGAUUUCAUUCACCAACUCCACAAGUGAAUCAGACUUGGGCGCGGCCACCAGCUGGAAGGGUAAAGCUCAAUACGGACGUGGGUCUGGAUUAUACAGGAGCAGGGCUUGGUGUGGUGGCUAGAGAUCACAAUGGCGCCUUCAUUUUGGCGGCGGUAAAGAGAAUUAAAGGAGUACGCGACCCAACUCUGGGAGAAGCUAUGGCGGUGGAGUUUGGAUUUCAGUUGGCUCGACAACACCAGAUGGCCUCACCCAUUGUGGAGACAGAUUGCCAGGUGGUUGUUAACAGGAUGGCGGCGCCGGAGAGAGUCCAAACAGAGCUGGGCACGAUUCUUAGAAACAUAAAGAGGUUGGCGACAGAGACUGGUGGUGGCCAAGUGCAGCAUGUAAGUAGGAAGGCUAAUGAGGCGGCUCACAUAAUGGCGCAUACGAAAGCGAGAUGGGAUAUAGCGGAUGUAUGGUUUGAUAGACCUCCGCUGAAUCUGUUGGAUCAGCUUGCUAGUGAUGAUGUAACCUCUCUUUCGUCGUAAUAAAGCUGACUCGCAGGUUCUUAUAAAAAAAAAAAAACUUU
This is a messenger RNA of Linum trigynum, 2056 nucleotides long. Lineage: Eukaryota; Viridiplantae; Streptophyta; Magnoliopsida; Malpighiales; Linaceae. The record is from the annotation of a GenBank genome assembly.